CCCCGCCCCUCCCCGCUCCGGUGCGCGACUCAGCCGCCGCUCCGGGCAGGGAGGAAGGGCUGGGAGCCGCCUCCCGCUGCCCCCGGCCGCCCCCUCCCCAUGCAGCCCGGCCCGCCGCUGGGAGCCCUCCCCGGGGGGAUGUUUCUGCGGCCGCUGCCGGGAUAACCGGCGCGCCGCCCGCCCCCGCCCCGGACGGAGGAUGCUGCCCGCGCCGUGGCGGGCUCCGACUCGGGCAGCAGCGGCCGCGUCCGCCUCCUCGGCUCCGGGCAGCGUCGCCGGGGAGAGAUGAGUUCGCGGCACCAGGCGGACUGGAUCCCUUACAGUGUUCUGGAUGAUGAGGGGAGCAGCCUGCGUCAGCAGAAGCUUGACAGACAGAGAGCACUGCUGGAACAGAAGCAGAAAAAGAAGCGCCAGGAGCCACUGAUGGUUCAGUCCAACGUGGACAGCCGGGCAAGGACGCGCAGGACGAAGCAUUCGGAGGAGCAGGCCCCACUGGUCGAAUCCUAUCUCAACAGCAACAGCAGCACCAUAUAUCAUGCAGUGCAAGAGGCUGAACAGGAAGAUGUAAAGGUGGUAGUGGACACCCAAGCUCCGAAACCAACUAAAAAAACCAAGGCAGCAGCUGCGAGCUGUCAGAGUAGCAGCACCAGAAAGGAGAAAAAAGGGAAACACAAAGGAAUUGAUGGCCCAGCUGCUUUUCAAGAUGAUGUUCAGAAGAUAGGAAGUCAAGUGCAGAUUCUCACUGUUGGACAGUCUAGCCAUGAUGAAGAUGAUGGCGAGAAAGUGGCUACUGGCCAACAACAGCAAAGCAAGCAAGAUCUUAGAACAGCAAUGCAGAAGAAAGAUCCCCAUGCAAAUACAUCCUGGUCCUCUUCCACCUCCCAAUCCAGUCUUGUCGCCCUGGAUCACGUUCCUGGCAUUUCAAGUAGCAUGAAUUUUGAUGAGGAAGAAGAUGAGGAGGAUGAAGACAGCUCCAGUUCUUCACAGUUAAACAGUAACACCCGGCCUGGUUCUGCAACGAGCAAGAAAUCCAAUAAGGAAGCGGCCUCAGCCCCCAGUCCUUCCACAAAUGAGCCUCUCAUAGAUGUGGAUGACCUGGAGGAGUUUGCUGUCAGACCUGCCCCACAGGGGGUCACCGUCAAGUGCAGGAUCACAAGAGACAAGAAGGGAAUGGACCGAGGGAUGUACCCUACUUAUUACCUCCACUUGGAAAGGGAGCAUGGUAAAAAGGUGUUUCUGUUGGCUGGAAGGAAACGAAAGAAGAGUAAAACCUCUAAUUACCUCAUCUCUAUAGACCCAACUGACCUGUCUCGGGGUGGAGAGAGUUUUAUUGGAAAACUGAGAUCAAAUCUUAUGGGAACUAAGUUUACAGUUUAUGACAAUGGAGUAAAUCCAAUGAAAACAACAUCCAGCCUGGAGGCGAGUACCCUGCGUCAGGAGCUAGCUGCUAUUUGUUAUGAAACAAAUGUCCUGGGGUUUAAAGGACCUCGUAAAAUGAGCGUGAUCAUACCAGGAAUGAAUAUGGAUCAUGAAAGAGUUUCCAUCAGACCACGAAAUGAACAUGAGACACUUCUUGCAAGGUGGCAGAACAAAAAUACGGAAAGUGUCAUUGAGCUGCACAACAAAACCCCAGUCUGGAAUGAUGAUACCCAGUCCUAUGUUCUGAAUUUCCAUGGUCGAGUCACCCAGGCCUCGGUGAAGAACUUCCAGAUUAUCCAUGAUAAUGAUCCUGACUACAUUGUGAUGCAGUUUGGCCGCGUGGCUGAGGAUGUGUUCACCAUGGACUACAACUACCCAAUGUGUGCACUACAAGCCUUUUCCAUUGCCCUUUCCAGUUUUGACAGCAAGCUGGCUUGUGAGUAAAGGGGCGUGGGUGAGCAUCCUCUCGAAGGAAGCAGUUUGCCAUAUGAUUCCCAAUUCCUGCUGGUGUCGCUUAUGGUCCAUACUAAAAAGGUCAGGGAAAAAUACAGUUGUGGAGGACCACUCUGUUGCUGAAGAGAAAGUAAAAGGAAUCUUCUAAAAAUUCAGGACAUUCAGGAAAUUAUACUUUCCUUUUUUUUUUCUGUCAUAUUUUUCUGGAAGUGACAUCAAGUUUUUUGUAAAUAGGAAUUGUCUCUCACGUCCCUGGUUAUGUUAUGGGUGUGUGCCAUGAUGUACUGUACCGUGGCUCCUGUAGCACCAUGACAGUGGUGUCUUUUUUAAAAUCCAGAAUGGGCGUGAGUGCUCCAAAAGUUUCUUUUUACAUUUAAGAAUCAUUCCGAGGCUGCAAUCGUACCUCAAGGUUGCAUUCCUGUAUCAACUAAUCAGAGCUUCACAUCAUCCAGCGUAAGAGAAAGAUGAGGAAAAAAGAUGCACUUUUUUUUCUUUUUUUUUUUUUUUUUUUUUUUGAUUGUGCAAGGAUCUCAUGUAGUAUAAAGCCGAGUCUGAAGGUUGAAAACCUCUACUGGACUGAACUUGAUGCAUUGCUAUUGUACAUGUAGUAGGGCAUGAUGAAUUUUAAUUGCAGUAGGAGGGAAUGGAGAAGUGGAAAGCACAAAAUAAUGUUGCACAAGUCACUUGAAUUCUAAGCUGUCAUUAUGUUUUAACAUCUACAUGCUUUUUAAUUUGUUUCAAAUGGAAAUGUAUUUGCAGUACAGAAAGGGAAAAGGAAAACAUCUCAAUGCCAAGAAAGCAUAACUUAUGUUGAAUUUGGCAUUUUGUGGGCUGGGAAUUUAUAUCCUUGUAUUGCUGUGGUAAUUCAAACACAUAUUUUGUAUGAAGUGAUAUAAACAAUUGGAUAAAGGCACUCUGCAGAGAGUCUGAUUAUUUUGAACAGGCUGUGUAAAGCUGAGGAAGGUAAAUGGAAAUAUUUUAUUAAAUUUGUCUGGCCUUUUGAGCUAUUAAAAUUUGUUGAUCUCAUUUUUUGAACUUUGAGCAACAGCCACUUUUCAUAUUUAUUUCCCAUUGUAAGAAUGCUUGAAAUCAAUUGAAACUGUGUAUGUUGUUCUCUGAUGUAAACGUGCCAGCUACUGAGCUAAAUCCUUCUAGGCAAAUCUAGUGUAUGCUGCAUACAAAUGAGACACUGGCAGACCACAGAAUAGCUUAAAAUAGUGCAGAUUUUGCGUUUCCAUUUUUCUGAUCUAUCUGGAAUAUAUAGACAAAUACCAUUUCAAAACAAAACACAAGCAAAGAACAAACAAAGAACAUUGUUAUCUUCUGUCCUGAACAUUUCAAAAGCCAGGAGCUGCAACUUGAAAGCACAUUGUAAAAAUAAUGGUCACACAUCUUCAAAAAUAAUGGUCUUGCUGCCAUUUUCUGUGCAAUGUUGUCAGAAUGGCACUCAGAGUAACAGAAUUUAUGAUCACCAGAAGGGUGUGGAAAUGUGAGUGAAGUAGUAGCUGUGUUUUAUACUGUGUGUAUUCAGGCCCUCCUUUUUAUUCCUUAUAAACUCCUGUACUGCACAACCAGAGAUUAUGCAAUGUAAAAAUGAGAUCCAAUCUGAUUGUCUCAUAGUUGACAGGCCCUUUUUGACUGUAGGGGACAGGCCAUAAAGCUCAAGGUUGUGCCAUUUGGACUGUAUAAUUUCAACGAACUAAAUAAAUAUGCUCUUCACCUUUGCCUUCAGCUUUCCUUCCCAGUAUACAGACAAAGGAAUUUCAGAUAAGAGAUGAAAAUAAAUAAUUACCAGCAGUUUUUCUAAUAUUUUAAACAAUCUCUGGGAAGAAAGUCUGCUGGCUUUAAACAGUGUUUGAUUGAUAGACUCAGCAUGUCAAAUAUUCUGUUUAAUUAACAGGAAGCUCUGUCUUUUUUUUUUCCCUCACCUUUUUGCAAGGAGCCUUUCCAUGCAAUAGUAUAAAAUGGAAAGACACCUUUUGUUUGAGAGAAAGGAGCAUGGGUUCCCUCCAUGAAUGAUCCAAGUGCUGAGUCAUGAGCUGCAGGGCGAUUCUUUGGCUUUGCACAUGGGUGCUUUGUUUUUCACUGUAGCUGGUGGUUUCCCACAAUUUCACAUCCCCAUGUGUCAUCUCACUGUGGAUUUAACACAGAAGGCCCUUAGGCCUUUGCUUACCUCAUAUCAGCCUUUAAAAACUAGCUCCCAGUGACCACCAGAAUUUUUUGUUUGCACUACUACAAAACCAGUCAGAAUUCCCAGUGCUGUUAUUUGGGUGUGAUGUGGAUUUGAAGAACUCUGCAGCAGGGGAAUGGCUGAAUCUGCAUGGCUCGAAUUCUGUGCCUUGCCCAUCACACGCUCACUUUAGAGCCUGAGAAAAUGGCACCUGACACAGUUUUCUGCCUCUCUCCGGGCACAAGACUGUGACAAAGGAACUGAGUGUCUCAUGGUGCAAAUACACAAUCUGCUGGCUUUAGUGGUGGAGCUGGUUUAGGAAUGGUUAUUUUUAACCCAGAUCAUAACAAUGGUCUGACUCACAUCAUGGUCCCCCCAGGGAACUGGCAUGAAAGGAAACUCAUGUGCAGUGAACUCCUGCACAAGGGUGAGAAUGAAGGGCUGGGGAAAGGCUGCAAGUUCAGCAUCUUGGGACAAUUCUGCUGCCAGCACAUUGUGUAACUUCACUCUCACUGCAUGUUCUCCCCAGCCAGGUAUUUUUUUUUUAACCUGUAACCAUGCCAGGAGGAAAGGGGUGGCUCAAAUUCCCAUCAUCUGGACAGAAUCGUUCAGGGCCAUCAGCCAACGAGCUGCUGAGGGAAAAACUCCCCACAAUAAAUUGAGGUCACUAGAGGGGGAUGUUAACUUGGGACUAGGAAUGAGAAAUUCUCAUUGAAUCUGGUUCAGUUAGAAUAGGAUUUGCUCCUAAUGCCCUUUGCCAAAACCCUAAUUUCUCACUAUUGUUAAGCAUGGUACUGGGUUUGACUCACUUGGCCUUCACCAUCUACUCUGGAAGCGGUUUCAGUGAUUAAUUUUGAAUCUAUAUAAUUUCUGAUAGAUAAUUUUUCCUGGAUAUUUUCUGGUAAAUGUCACAUGCAAGGUGGUGCCACAAGCUUUCCAGCAGAUCUCUAAAUUAUGUCCUCUUAACUUGGAAAGGUCAAACCAGGCUCUGUCUUAGCAAAGAGUAAUACCUGAAAUUACAUUUUCCUCACAAAAUUGCAUUUUCUUCCCCAUCAGUAAUAAAAUCUUGGUACUAGUAAGUAUUUUCAGAGGCAUGUGCACACUGAAGUAGCCAAGGAGUAGUUGGUGGUACACUCCUGUUAGUAACUUCUGCUGGGCCUGCAUUCAGUGUGCAGCAGGGCAUAACCUUGUUUAUUCAGUGUGACAAAGAAUGGAAUGGCCCCAAGCUGUGUAUUUCCUUCACACAGUCUUAGUGAAUGCUUGGAUACAGUAGAUUUAAUGUUAUUUAAAAUCCCAAUAUUGAUGAUUUUUUUUGCAUCUGCUGUUGAUUUUGGCAGAGUUGUAAACAAAUUCCUUGCCUGAAUUGCUUUUGGGUAAAUGCUGCAUGCUUUAAUGAGAGUUCUUAAUCUAACUUGUCACUCUGUUUACAUCAAACAGUUUCUUCCUGGCCCUUUAUCUAAUUUUCUUCAUCUCUGAUGUUCUGUUUCCUUCUCAUUCUCUUUCUAAUUCCUUUAUCUGCUCUUCAAGGAUGUGCAGCUCAAAAGUGUUUGACAAUAUUGCUCAGUGAUCUCUCCACAGAUGAAUAAUGCCUUUGGUGCACAUUCAGUGAUGCUCCUACAGUAGAAGCCUUAUCAGAGGGGUGAAUUUGGCCCUUUGGCUUUUCAGUAGAGUAAAUUAACACAUUAAAAGGUAGCAGAUAAAAAAGCUUGCCUAAAAUGUAAUCAGAAUUUUUCUCAGUAAACAUUCAGUUUUCCAAAGCAUUGGUUGCAAGUGAGCAGAGCUGUCCACAAGCCUGGAGGCAGGCUGUUAGAUUCCCUUUGUAGUGCUGCCUUAUUUUUCUUUUUCUUUUUCUUUUUUUUUUUUUUUUUUUUCCAAAAGGUUGAAAGUGAUUUUGUGAACUGAAUUGUGUUGGUGGCCUAAAAUAGUUUAUUUUUUAGAAGCUAGGCAUCGCUCUGUUCCUUUUGUAGGAUAAUAUAUAGCACAUAAAACAGUAAUGUCAUAGGCUCUUGUUAUAAAUUCUGCUGUUAAAAAAUCAGUGAGAAUGUUUUUGUAAUAAUUACUGGGCAAAUCUCUUCAAGUUGCCUUAUAAUAGUGCUGGAGUUCCCAGCUGGCUGUCCUCAUGAGGUUCUAGCACUGAAGGAGUUGGAGUGAAGCUCUGUAAUAAAAUCUGGUGGCUGCACAAUUGAAAAAUAUCAUUGUGGAGUCAAAUGCCACCACAGAAUUUUAUCAGUCAUGGGGAACCAAUGCCAUCAAUUCAAACUUUCUGAGGUUUUGCUCCCUUGUGGUGAAUAAAGGAGGGGCUUUAAACAAGCAGAGACACCUGCUCACUUUUAGAGUGAACUCUCUAAAAGUAUUGGGCAUUAGACCUACUUUUGUGCUAUUAGAAUCUUACCCCUACCUGGGUAAUGCCCAUUAAAAAAAUCAGAACAUCAAUCCAGUCCAUACUAUGGAAAAUCAUUCUCAGUUCUUGUGUCAUAGCUUUUUACAAAUUUUUUUAUUAAUUAAUUUGUGAUUUCACAUAAGGAUAAAACAAGGAUGGGGAAAGAGUUUUUGCCUGAAGGGAUGAUGAGUCUAGAGCAAUAUCAGAUUAUUUUGGUUGUUUAUUGUAGUAGGAAAAUACAUGGGGUUGCCUGGUGUUCUGGGCAGAGGAGGUUUCUCCUAAUAUAUUGCAGGUGCCAGAGGGAAGAUUUUGGGUUUGAUCCUGUGACAUUCUAACUGUUUGCCCCACACUAUCCCAUUGCUCUCCUAAAACAUCAUUUGUGAGAUUUUUUCCUGCUUUUACAGAAGCCUGUGCUCACCAAUCAGAUAUCUUUGCUUGGCAAUUAAGGACAGCACAGCAGUCACCUUUAAUAGAAUUAUGGGUAAUGACUCAGAUUUCUCAAAAGGCCUCAUUUUGAUUAUUAGAAUAAAGUAGUUUUAUACAUAUAAAUCUUGCAGUAGAGUUAAUCUAACUGUAGGUGCAGGCUUCUCUUGUAUGUGCUACUUAAUGCAAUCAGGUUCCUGUUGUUCCUCAUGUACAAAACGUACCUUCCAGGGUUCUGCUCUGUGAGUGUUUGAAAUUAAUUAUGUAGGUAUUCAUCAGUUCUUUUUGUUGCUUGCCAAGGAACUAAGAAAAGAAUUUGCACAACUAUCUCAAUGCUUUGGUGUUUUGCUAUGAACUAUAGCUCAGUAGCUGAUACUCACAAAUGCCUGUAUAUUGGAUGAAAAUGCAUUAAAACUUAUUUUGUAUGUUGUAUUUUAUUUAACUGCCUAUACAUUUUCGGUUACCCUUUUUCAGUAAGGGUAUGUCUAGCUAUACCUGCACUGAGAAGAUUUGAAUUAAGUGGCUUUUCUGAAACUCUUUAAUGGAACCAGUACCCUGGUUGCUGAACGGCUCUAGGAAGAGAACACUGUUAAGAAAAAUUGUGCACACAUUUUUGAGAGAAAACCUUCCCUAUUCACAUCAUAAUUGGAUUAUACAAUAACACUGGAAGCUUAUCAUGGUUUUAUUUAAGUCUUCAGUGGCAGUUUGAAAAUUACUCUGACAAAAGCUUGUUAAGCACACGGACUCUAACAAAGUCCUGCUGGAGAGUCAGAACCUCACAAGUACCUGGAAUACUUGUGAUCUAUUCUGUGCUUGUGUACAGCCAAAAAAAAAAAAAAAAAAAAGUCCUGAAGAGUCAAAAUCUGUGUUAAAGUCAACACAGUCUUCUAGGCUGAUCCCUGAUCCAACACAGGCCUAGGGAUCAGGUCACCUGGGCUUUAAUCCCAACAGAGUGUCUGACUGUGCAAAUCUUGGAACCUCUUUGUGCCUCACUUCCAAUGGGUUGAAUGGAACUCCUGGGUUUUGGCCUGGCUGUGUCCAUCUCUGCUCUGCUGAGAGGAUUUCCAGGAGUGCUUUGAGGCUGGUGCAUGACAGGUGGUGUUGCUGUGCUCAGAACUCAAGUUAAUGCUCCCUAACCAACCAAAAUAUGAAGUUUUCUGCUUUCUAUGUAGAAACCACGUAACUGACCAAUCUCCUAGGAUCAAAUCUUGAUGCUGUUGAAUUCUUGUCAAGGAUUUAAGUGAGGCUUCAUUUUUUUUAACCUUGUGUUAUUUUUGGUUACUAAAAGUGCAGAAAAAAACAGUAAGGACAAACCAUCUGAUACACUAUUCCUUCUGACAGUGUGUGUUAUUGGUUGUGUUUUACUUUGCAGCAUCUGCUGUUUUAAAACUAUUAUUCCUGAACACAUUGCAGAGGUUCAGUUAAUGCAAUCACCUAUUUAUGCUUUUAUGUAGCAAACUGAGACACUUGGCAAUUGUGCUGCAAAUUGCCUUUUUCUAUUUUUGUUUGCUUUUUUCCUUUCCCUUGGAUGUGACUCAGUUGUUCAGAAUUAUUGUUACUGCCCCCUUUGACUGUCAUGCACAUCUGAUUUAAAAACAAUGAGCCUCAUGAUUUCCACCUUUAUACUCCCUUUAUACUCAGCUGGGAUGUUUACAGUGUUUCUCACAUUUCACCCUGCAUCUGUGGCUUCUUAGUGAGGCUGUCCCAGUUGGCGCAAUGCCAUUAGAAGUGUCAGUAAUUUAUGAAGUGUAAGAGUAAUUCUCAAAGUAACAGAAUGUAAUUUAUACACAUUUUUAUAGAUUUUAACAUUAAAUCUAGCUAGGUUUAAUGCUUACAGUUUGGAUGAAAUUGCAAGGAGGUUAUUUGUUCAGAAUUUUCUUUUCUUAAGCUUGGUUUGCAGCUUGAGUUUGCAUUUAGGAGAUAUAGUAAGCUUUAGUAAGCUUCUGAUCCUGCAGCUCCAUGCAGAUUGCCAGACUGUGACUGCAGCAAGCUGUCAGUGAUGAGGACACACUAAGUGAUGAGAAUUCCAAAGUCCUGGCAAGAGUGCACUUCUUAACUCUCUUAGGCACUCUUGAGCAUCAUGUAGGUAAUCAUGUACCUUUCCUAUAUUGACUUACUUACCAAAUAACAGCAGGAAUAUUUUCACUCCUUUUGAAUUUUAAAUUAUUUUUUUAAGGCCUACUAUCUAGGUAAGUGUAAUCUUAACAUUUACUCUUGAUGUGCUGGAAAAUUACAUCAUGAGAUCACGUAUUUUGCCACUGUACAAAACCUCACCGGUACACGAAAUCAGAGUGUUGGGUGGACUUUGGACACUGCUCAUGGAAUCAGUAAGGUUGGAAAAGACCUUCAAGACCAUCAAGUCCAGCCUUUGAUGUUCAGUGUUCACAAAAGUUUAGGAGCUCUGGCACCUCAUAGCAGGAGGUCUUCAUUCCUGAAGUCUGAGUCAGAAGAAGAUAACCCAAUUAUUACCAUCCUGUUCUCUUCCCUAGGGAGAAUCUCCUGGCCUUCUAGAAGUAGAACUUUCUUGAUCCUGAUGUGUCUUUAAAUAUUACAGCAUUUUUAAGUUAUUUAAAAAAUAUUUUCAAAGAUGUGGUUUAAGCUCAAAUAAAACAGUCUUUCAAGUAGUUAGAGGUGUACCAAGUAGGCUUGGUUGAGAAGCAGCUGCUUUUCCCAGUAAUUUCCUCAGCUGUGGUAUGAGCAGAGCUUGAUAGUCCUGAUGGAAAAAAGCAUAACAUAGCUAUUAUAUUUUAUAUAUAUAUAUCUAUAUAUCUCAGCAUAUUAUAUAAUAAUAUGCUUUCCUUGGGUUUUGCCUAAUGAUGCUGCUGAUUUGUGCACCACGACAUUUUCUGAAGGGCAAAAUUUUCAGUACUAAACACAAAUAGAGCUGUGUUUUCUAGUAAAGACUCUGCCUCAUUUCCUGUUGCCUUACAUGUGGUUUGGUAUUUGUUACUAAAAAUAUAAACUUUUCAUCCAAGAAAAAAAAAAAACCAGGAUUUCUAGACAAAAUCACUGACAUUUAGUGCUGUAUGGCUGGGUUGGCAGAAGGCUUUUUUUCCCAAUCAGGAAUGUUAUUAUUCCUUACUGUUCCAGCUGUUGCCAUGGGUGAGCACUAGGAGACAGAGGGUCUUCAUUUUGAACUUCAUCCUGAAGACUAAACGGUUUCACUUUAGAAUACUGGAAAAGCAAACCAUGUAACUACAGAGUUUUCAUCAGGCAACUAAGUUGCACUGAAAUUGAGUUUUGUGCAAAUUAAUUUAUGAGAAUGACCCCAAACAACAUGGGAACACUGAACAAGUGUCAGGAACUGAAAAGUUGCUCAGCAAAAUAUUUAAAUCAAGCCCACUGAGUUUUCCUAAGUAAAAAAAAAAAAAAAAAAAAACAAAAAACCAAAAAAACCCACAAACGAACAAUGAGGCUCUAUUUCAUUCCUAAUUGUAUUUAGUUGGGGACUCAGUGUUUUUUUAUAAAAAGAAUGAAAAGAAAUUUUGUAUACUGUUAGUUCAAAGUUCUGUUUUAAAGUAGGGCUGCAGCAGAGAUGUGUAGUCUUACAAGAUUUCUAACAGUGUCACCUCAAAGCUGAUUGUGGAAUAUAGCUCUGAGGAAUUCUCAAGAAUUACUCAAUCCAGUGAUACUAUGACAAGGUUUUUGUUGGUUUUCUUUUCUUUCCGGAAAAUCCCCAAGCCUGUUUCCCAAAGCACCAUUUAUUCUGUCUUUUGGACUACACUGCACAAGUCCAUGAGGUUGAAUUCCUAUUUGGUAUCACUUCAAAUACUUUCUUGCAGGUGGUAGAUGCUUUUCAGCUUCAUGGUAAUCUGUGUUACUGAAAUUCCUUGUUUUGCUUUAAUUUCCCUGAUUUUUUUUUCCAUCCCACCUAUAACCUUCUCUUCUUUCAAACGUGCAGGUUUUUCCAUAUGGGGGACACUCCAGAACACUAAGUCAGUGAAAGCUCUAUAAAGUCAAUAUCUGUGAAUUAAAGUGUGUUAAAUCCCUGUGUAUAUGUUCUCAUUUUGAAGUAGGGUGGCCUUCAGUUCUGGUUGCAUAAUCUUCCAUUUGGGUAUUCAUCAGGUUGGCAUUUCAAGGUUGUUGGGGAAUUUUAAAGUGCUGAGCAGGUUUCAGACCAAGCCCUGAUGAACAUGUAAAGGGAUUCACCCCUCUGCACUCUCAGGGUGGCACUUAGGACUUACUGUGCCACGUUUUUCGGCUUCCUGAACUCAAAGCUCAGCACCUGCACAGCAGAGGCCACAUUUCCCAAGUCCUGUUUUCCCAGUGCAGUUGUUUUCAGCACUCUCUGAUUUAUUGCCACUUGUAUGAUGAAUUUAAGUUUCCUGACAACAAUGUGCUUUCUGCUUGGGAUGUUGUGGCUGCCAGGAUGCUUUACUAGUGUAGCAGAGCUUGACUCUAGGAUCAUGAUGUAAACGAUGCCCAUAGAAGUAGGUUUAUUUUACAGCGCCCAUCGGAGGGUAUGCUUGUUUCUCAGAAAAUAAUCUUCCUUUCUCUUUUUCUUCCUCAUUUCUUUCUGCCUGGAUCUGGAGGAUGAGAGCCCCUCUUAGCAUUCAUGCAAGCCAUGUCAGGAAAGCACACACAGCAGGUUUCUCAUGGAGACAUGCAGCUCUCACAUGCUCACUGUCACACUGCUCUGUCACAGUGCAUGUUUGUCCCCCUGUGCUGUCCCCUACCUUGUGUGUCAGUCACCAGUCAGAGGACACGGCUGCAGAGACUUGCAUGGAAGCUUAGCAGAGAAAAUGCGGAACCGAAGCCAUUAAAUUACAGCUCUCCCAAUCCUGAAGAAAGAGCUCCUCCUGAAGGCAAAACCCGGGACCUGAGGCUCUUUAAGUUAAUUGAACUUUCCUUGUGUUCACAGUGCAUUUCAGAAGAGAUCACCUUGUUGUUAUACUUGCACUAUUUUGAGCCCUAAACCCAGAAAAAGGCAGCACAGAAUCCAAGGAGUGCAGUUGCAGAGAAGCAAACCCAAGUGCAAGCAAGCUCCACUUGCAGAUGUGGAGGAAGUCCAGCAUGCAGGCUGGGCAGUGGGACGUGCUGGGAAUGGCAGGAGGGUGAUCCCCUGCCAGAGAAUGAAUGGGCACACUGCUUGGCACUGCUUGGAGGGAGUAAUGGGAUUCAGUGUUCGGUGAUAGACUGAUGGUCACUGCUUAUCUUGUGUUAUAUUGGCAAGAACUCUGUCCAUACUACUUGUUUCUCAUCUAAACUGCUCAAUUUCUGUACAUAUUUCUUCAUUAUGUCAUUUUCACUCAUUUAUUUCCAUGUCAGACCUAAUCCCCAGCCUGCUGGUGUAGGCAGUGUUUCUUUCUAACUUCCGUUGUGUCACCAUAAUGCCACACUUGUGUGUCCCUGCCAGAGUCCUCGUGUCUUCUUGUCUUUGUUUAAAUGUGGGCUUAACUGGAUCACAAAAAUUGGGCAUUACUGGCACGAACACUUCAGAAAAUUUGAUUUGGAGGGGAGGCCAAAAUUUGCUCUUACAUACAUCCCAUGAAGACUUGUAGACACUCAAACGGGGGAUCUAGAAUAUCUGUUGGUGAAAAAUGUUCAUCUUUUCCAUUAAAUGUGCUGCCAAGUUCAGUGAUGUCAUUACUGCUACUCCACAGAGCAUUUAGAAAAAACGAAACCUUGCCCAUGAUUUAAGGGUGGAACUGAACCUGCAGAAGGACUAGCAAAUCACAGGGAGUUUCCCUAAGAAACAAGGCCUACAAAACACAAACCUCUUACUUACAGAGGCUUACUGAAAAACAUGUAUAAAAAAGAUUAAUAUUGGAGUUUUAAUUUUUUUUUAUUAUCUUAAAAGUGUAAACAUCUUUUCUGGUGAUUGAAACUAAGUUUAUUUCAAAUUCAAAUCCUAUACUCAGUGACAGGAAAUUCAGCCCCUCUGACAGUUGUAUGCAAAAUAUAAAUGGGACACACAUACAUGCCCAGCAGGAUUGUCAGUUUUAAGUGUGGGAUCGGUUUAGUUUAUGACUUUCCCAGCAUUUUCUAGGUUUAUAUGUGCAAACAUUUGUGCACACAUGCAUAUCAAUAUGGAUACAAUCUUAAGAACUUAACUCCUUUGGUGAUAUCUUCUUUCCCCUCUGUUCAGUGAGAGCAUAAACCAUGUUACUAAUUUGCUUUGGGGUUAAUAACUGCAGAAUAUCUCUGAAAGAAUCAGUUACUUGAAACCUCUUUUAAAAUAAUUUUGAGCAAGGGAUUUUUUUCUCUUGAAAAGAUUACAAAAAGUUGUUCUCUCUCAUGCUUUCCAUGUGAGUAUCUAUUACAGAGAACCAUUUGCUUUUCCUUUGAGAUGACUUUUCAGUGGGAUUCAUCCAUGCAGUGAGCCAAUCUCUACCCCAUGAUCACAAGACUUGGGCUUUUCUCCUUUUUGAACAAUUUCUUACACUCAAAAACAGGGAAAUAAAAACAUGUCUAUGGAGGAUGUUUUGUAAUUUGUUGCACCUCUAGAAGUAUCUCAGAAAAUACAUACUCUAGAGAUGGUUUGUUUCUGAGAGCUCCUAGUAGCCACUGAGCUGAUUUGGUACUUGCCAACACUGUCUUCAUCCAACUCAUGGCAGUCUGAAAGAUCCAGUGUUUGGGAGCAGCUGUAGAAUUGUAGAAUAUGUUGAGAGUAUAUCUGCCUGUAAAGAAAAAUAAUUUUUUCUGACUUGUUUACUUAAACUUCAAGAAGUAGAAAAUGUGCUACAUUAAUGUUUCUGUCCCUAGAAAAUGAAAAAGCAGAUUAGUUAUUUUUAUUUUUUUUAUUCCCACAGUAAACAUUUUCUGAUUAAUCUCUUUGCCUUUCUUAAAUAAACCGAUGUUAUACAGUAGAAUUUAAAUAUGUUAUGGUCUGUAUUGUCUUUACAUUAUAUGGGGUUUUAAAGAAUGGAAUAUAUCAAAUUUGACAAAAAAUGACCUAAUCAUGAGAACUAAUAUUUAAUCAGACAUGUUUUUUCACCACAGCUGUAACAUGUCGGGCUUGCUUGCACACAAGACUGUCUUGGCCUGUUUUGAGUAGACAGGCAUCUCCCUUUUUGUUCAGACUUUAGAGGUUUUAGAUAAAGCUGCAAGAAUGUGCUUUUGCAAAUUAAAUUUUUUUAAAGAAACUCUUUGGAAUUCUGGAGUAAAUGUAUUUAUUUACCACUAUGUGCAACGACUGAUUUUAGUGUUUGUGACUACAGAACACUGUGCAGAAAUAUUAAACUUACUUUGUUUGAAACAAUAAUGUCUUUCCCUACCCAAGGUCAGAAACACCUCAAUAAAUGACUUCCACUGGAUAUGGAAUUAUUUGA
Molecule: messenger RNA, 14116 nt
Organism: Taeniopygia guttata (zebra finch)
Lineage: Eukaryota; Metazoa; Chordata; Aves; Passeriformes; Estrildidae
Gene: TUB
Product: TUB bipartite transcription factor
Biological process (GO): protein localization to cilium
Cellular component (GO): cilium
Source: RefSeq, a predicted model, not a curated record